AAAUAAAUUCCAAGUUUUAGCCCUUGCUGCAUCUCCUUUGAGCCUUUAGAUACCAAGAUUUAGGGGAUUUCAUGGAGGAACAAAGGAUAGAAUAGGAGUCACUUAUAUCCCUACCGUACAGAGAAAAUCUCUGUUAAUAUUUAAUGUAGCUUUCCAGCCUUUUUAUUCCCCUGUGGGUAUGAGUGUGUUUGUGUACUUUAAUUAGAAUUAUAGUACACACAUUGUUUUGCAGUUUGUGUUUUUACUCGAAGUAUGAUGAAUACUUCAUCAUUAAACAUUCUUCUGUAACUUAAUUUCUAAUAGCUAUAUAGUUUUUUCUCGUAAGGGUGUAUUAUAAUCUCCUAUUAGGAAUUUAUUGUUUUCAAUUUUUUUACUAAUAACUUUCGUGGUGGACAGUUUUAUAUGUAGACCUUUUUGCACAUCUCUGUUUUUGGUAGAAAAUGCUAAAAUUCUGGGUCAGAGAUAUAAACAUUUUUUGGAGUUUUGCUACUCUUUGCCAAAUUGCCCUCUAAAAAUGUGAAACCAUUUUAUUCCCUCCAGCAUGAGAGUGUCUGUUGUAUAUAUGCUGAUGUAAGAAAAAUGUCUUUUUGUUUCCCUUUGCUUCUUCCAGUUAGGCUUUUUUUUUUUUUAAAAAAAAGGCCUUUCCCUAACCAGCUAGUUUUUGUUUACUUUUAAAGAUUCUUCAUUUAGAAAUUAGGUAGAAUAUGAAAAGGAAGCAGUUUGUAUAGAAUGUAUACUUGCUUAUUUUGCUGUCUGACUUUCUCCCUAGGUGUUUUAGUGGUCUUCCUUUUCUGAUCUAACUUCAUUUAACCAUGAUCCCCUUUGCUAAUAGAGCAAGGUGGAAGGUGAGAGGAAGUGUGGCUGUCACUAGGUUUUUGUGGUCAAAGGGUGGGAAUCUGAGUACACAUAACUUUAACCUCAUGCACUUUAGUAUUUCUGUUCUCGUUAGAAAGGAAAGUCAUGGACCAGUACAAGGUGACAGAUCGCGGGAAGGUUACAAGACACCAGAGAGCAGACAAAGACCUGUAACACAGCACUUCCUUCCUCUUGUGAUUUGCUGUAUCAACCGAAGGUUUUGUUUCAACUUGUCUAUUUUUUUUAAUUAAUUUCAGUGGACCAGAUCACGUAAAGGUACCAUUUGAGGAGAUAAAUUUGCACUGAGAUACAUAAAAGAUUUUGUAAUGGGUGUUGUUAAGAAUCCCUUGUAAAGUUCAUGUACUUCUUGGAACGGUGGGCUUCUCCAGUGACAGUGAUCUGGUGUCUCUCACCGUCGAUGUGGAUUCCCUUGCUGACGUAGAUGAUGGAAUGGCUUCCGAUCCGAAUUCUCCGGUUAGAACUCCUGGCGUCAGUCUUCCUUCGGAUUCUUCAGCACCAGGGGCUGCAGCUUCCGACAGUGAACAGAGCAAAACAGAAGAAGAACGGGAAAGCCGUAGCCUCUUUCCUGGCAGCCUAAAACACAAACUUGGCAAGAGAGAUUAUUUGGAGAAAGCAGGAGAAUUAAUAAAGCUGGCCUUAAAAAAGGAAGAAGAAGAAGACUAUGAAGCUGCUUCUGAUUUGUAUAGGAAGGGAGUUGAUUUACUCCUAGAAGGUGUUCAAGACUUUUGUUCUCUCCUCCUAGGAGAGUCGAGCCCUACCCGCCGAGAAGCCGUGAAGAGAAGAACAGCGGAGUAUCUCAUGCGGGCAGAGAGUAUCUCUGGCCUUUACAGGAAGCCUCAGCUUGAUUCAUCACAGCCUCCAGGAUCACUAAGUUCAAGGCCCCCUUGGAACCUAAGGAGCCCUGCCGAGGAGCUGAAGGCCUUCAGAGUCCUUGGGGUGAUUGACAAGGUUUUACUUGUCAUGGACACGAGGACAGAGCAGACGUUCAUUUUAAAAGGUCUAAGGAGAAGCAGUGAGUACAGCAGGGACAGAAAGACCAUCAUCCCCCGCUGUGUGCCCAACAUGGUCUGUCUGCACAAGUACAUCAUCUCGGAGGAGUCGGUGUUUCUCGUGUUGCAGCACGUGGAAGGUGGCAAACUCUGGUCAUAUAUAAGCAAGUUUCUAAACAGGAGUCCUGAAGAAAGCGUUGACAUCCAAGAAAUGAAAAAAUCCGCACUUGCUGAAGUCCACCUGCAGCAGCCAACUCGUAGUCCUCAGGACAGCAGCAGUUUCGGAUCCAGAGGAAGUGAUGGUGGAAGUAUGCUCGAGGUCCUGCCUUUGAAGACGAGUCUCACCCCGAGCUCUCAAGAGGACAGCACCCAGGAAGAUGACGGUCAGGACAGCUCUCCCAAAUGGCCAGACUCCGGUUCAAGUUCGGAAGAAGAAUGUACUACAAGUUAUCUAACACUAUGCAAUGAAUACGGGCAGGACAAGAUUGAGCCAGGCUCUUUAAACGAGGAGCCCUUUAUGAAGACAGAAGACGCCAAAGCUGCUCAACGCUUCCCAGCACCCCUUGUUGCUGACUGUGCCAGCCCCAGCACACAGCUGAAAUCACACGACCUGAAGCUCUUCCCUGAAGAUGAUAACCCAGAAGCAGCUAGUUCUCCAAGAACAUCCGAUUCCCUCAGUAGAUCUAGAAACAGUCCCAUGGAAUUCUUUAGGAUAGACAGUAAGGAUAGCCCUAGCGAGUCCUUGGGACUUGAUUUUGGAGAAAAAUUGUAUAGCCUAAAAUCAGAACCUUUGAAACCAUUCUUUGCUCUUCCAGAUGAGGACAGUGCUUCCAGGAGUUUGAAUACUGGCGAGGGCAAGGCAGAGUUUAAAGCCCAGGACACCAUCAGCCGGGGCUCCAACGACUCAGUCCCAGUGAUUUCUUUUAAAGAUGCUGCUCUUGAUGUCGUCAGUGGUACUGAUGAGGGAAGGCCUGAUCUCCUUGUAAAUCUUCCUGGUGAACUGGAGCCGACGAAGGAAGGCGCAGCGAUGGGACCCACUGGCUUCACACAGACUGACACAGGCCUCACGGGGAGCAAGUUGUUGGAAGCCCCUGAUGUUUUAUGCCUCAGGCUUAGUACCGAACGACGUCGACCAUACGAAGAAGAAGGCACAGAGGAAUUGAGUGAUCCCCAUAGGCCCAAGUCCCAUGGUGUAACAGAGAAACACUACGCACAGGAGGGUCGUGGGGUGCUAUUUGUAGCAGCCGUGGAUGACCGUCGUUCAGGAGACGUGUCUUUAUUACACAGCUCAGAUCCUGAGUCUCAAGGACUUGGAGUGACUGGGUCAGCACUUCCUGCAGACGACACAGAAGAAAGCUGCUUCCAUCUUUCUAACCUGGUCUCAGGUGCUAAUACAUACAAUUCAGACACAGACACUUUAAAUACAGAAGAGGUGUUGCUGUUUACAGAUCAAGGUGAUGGUUUGACUAAGGAGGAGCCCGCUUCUUUGUUCCAGAGAGACUCUGAGACCAAGGGAGAGAGCGGGGUAGCCCUAGAAGAAGACAAGGAAAUACACCAGAUUUUUGAGGACCUUGAUAAAAAAUUAGCACUAAGCUCCAGGUUUUACAUCCCAGAGGACUGUGUUCAAAGAUGGGCAGCUGAAAUGGUGGUAGCCCUUGAUGCCUUACACAGAGAGGGGAUUGUGUGCCGUGAUUUGAACCCAAACAACAUCUUACUGAAUGAUAGAGGACACAUUCAGCUAACGUAUUUUAGCAGGUGGAGUGAGGUUGAAGACUCCUGUGACAGCGACGCCAUAGAGAGAAUGUACUGUGCCCCAGAGGUUGGAGCAAUCACGGAAGAAACAGAAGCCUGCGAUUGGUGGAGUUUGGGUGCUGUCCUCUUUGAACUUCUCACUGGCAAGACUCUGGUUGAGUGCCAUCCAGCGGGAAUAAAUACUCACACUAUCCUGAACAUGCCAGAAUGUGUCUCUGAAGAGGCUCGCUCACUCAUUCAACAGCUGCUGCAGUUCAACCCCAUGGAGCGUCUUGGUGCUGGUGUUGCUGGUGUUGAAGACAUCAAAUCUCACCCGUUUUUUACCCCGGUGGAUUGGGCAGAACUGAUGAGAUGAACAUGAUACAGGCUUAUCUGCACACAUUCUGAUCUUUUCUGUGACAGGUGUUUCCAGCAGAGGCACCUCUGCCUCACAGGCAUUUAUGGAGCACCAAGUCAUUUGAAUAAAGACAUUUAAGGAAGUGGGGGAAGAAAAAGGUUAAAAAAGAACAAUUUAUUUACAGUUACUGCCUGGAGAAGACUUUGGCUGAUUUAUAUAGCCAGGGGCUGUUACACACAAUCCUUUAACCGAGGUGUGAGCUGUAUCUAAUCUGCGUUUAGUGUUGCAGAUGAGUUGUAAACCCACCGGAAAGAGGAAUGUCUUUGCAGAUGUUCUUCCAGUAUGAAGUUCUAAGUGUGCUUUCUGCUUGAAAGAAGGACCUUUAUAUGGCAGCUAAGUGUGCUUUCUGCUAACCAGGAUUGACUUAUAUGGUCAAAUUAACAUCUGCUGAAUAAUACACUAAAAGUUCUUCACGAAUAAUGCCAUCUGUGGAGCUUAAGAAGCAGGAAAGAAGAAUAUACAUAUGCCUAAUAGGAAACCUGAACAACACAGGACACCAUACAAUUCAUCUAUCUUGAAUGUGAUCUCGUCUUGAUUCCUUCUCUCAGAAGUCCACGUGAGAAGAAAACACUCUGUGCCGUCAACUUUGUACUCUGCUGGUUGAUACUACUUAUUUGGAGAAGGCAUUCAUGUAAACACUUGCUUUCUCUCUCUCCUCAUUUCCUUUCCCCAUGUCUUACAUCCUUGCCCAUUCUCUCAUAUUCCAUUUUUCCCACCCCCACUAAUGCACAUGCAACAAAAAAGGGGAGGGAAUAUUUAUUUCCCCAGAUUGUAUCAACUUAAUGAGGACUAAUGAUGUGAAAUAAACAUGGUGAAAAUUUAAAUCUCUGCUUUAUUUAACAGCUUAAAUUUUUUUUUAGAAAAGGCCAGUGUUUCUGUUCUUUGGAAUGUUAUAAAUUUCUACUUCUUCUUCUUAGGCUUGACUUCGUUUUAUUUUUUGGCUGCGUGUGCUAAGAACCAAAGGAUCUCAUCUAAAUGGAAUCAAGUGGCGUUCCUAGUUUAUUCUUUACAGUUAGGGGAUUUCCAGAUUGGCCUCCUAAUUUACUUGUCAUUAUGUAGAAAGGAUAUGCGUGCUCCUGCAGCUCCGAAGACUUGUAUUUGCUAUUUUUUUAUGUUGCUAAGGUAGCUCCUGUCAUCAUGUGUUUUUCUGUAAUCGUGCGUUGCUGAGUGACAUCGUUUUUCUAUUCCUUACAUUAACAAAUGUUUUAAGAAAUGUUAAUUACUAUUUUUUAAACUUUCAAAAGAAACAAGAAUAAGUCACUAUUUCCAAGUUGGGAGUCAUCAAAAAUAAUUUUUCCUGUAUGUUUUAAAUCUUCCUUGUAUUUUUGAAAUCUGUGUGACAGCGCACCCCUCUUCGAGAGCAUCUGCACAGCUUCCAUCUGCCAUUGUCCAGGUCCUCCCAUCGAAUUCAAAUGGAAGCACAAAAUUCUUUAGUAAAACAAAGGAAAUGUGCAAGCAGUUUUCGUUUUUCUAUUAUUCUACUCCCCCUUUUUCCUUUUUGAUCCUGUUUCUUAUAACCUGAAGCCCAGCUGAAGGGCUGCAACAACACCAGGUUGGGGGCAGGUCGUCAGGAUCACAGCUCCAACCAGAUGACAUCACUCCCUGGAACUGGAUUUCAGCUCACCAACAGACUGCCUCAUGACAGGAACUCAUGCAGGUGAGUCUUGAGAGUGACUUCCUGUUAGGACUAGUAGGAAGUGUGCAAAUACUCAGAGCUGACCAUUACAGAGCUUCCUUCCAGAAGUGCCCUAUGACAUGAAAGCAGAGCUCCAAACUAAGGUGAAGCUCCCUGCCCCACUACGUGACUUGGGUCCCAGGGAUUCAGAGGACAGUAAUGUCAACAGAUUGUUGCUUUGUCAGUCUGUUGAAACAAUUCCAGUGCUUCACUUUCUCUCUCUGUUACUCUGUAUGUUUGAUUGGAACAUGUGCUUAGUGUAAAUACAUCAUCCAUAAUCAUGGUUGACGUGAAUUGUUCGAGUAAUAAACACACAGGAUAAACGGCUAUGGGGUGAUGAGCCCGAAUCUCUUUUUACUUAACGAUACACUAGUAUUUUAAGCUCUAAUGCUGUGGGUGAUACUUGUCUUGCUCUUUUUUGUUUUUGUUUGUUUUGUUUUUAGCAAGGGAGUGGACUGUGGGUCAAAAAUCAUAAAAGAAAAUUGCCACUUAGUAUUUGUCAUUCAAUCUUGUAUUUUAUUUCUAUAUGAAAUUACAAAUGUCAUUGAUUAUUAUUUUACUAUGCUCUUUAUAAAAGGGCUUUCCCAGAGAAGUUGCCAAUAACGUUAUGAUGUCAUGCCCCUUAUCUUAGGACAAGUUACGAAAAUUUACCAUUUCUAUAUCACACAUGGGUAACUUAAGCUUCCUAAAUGUUAAAAGAAAUGCCAUCAUUUCGGCAAUUUGCUUUAACAAUGACAUGGGUUAAUGCUAUGUGAGACAAGAAUGUUUUCAACUUAAUUGUUAUGAUAACUGAACUCCUAAUAAUAUAUUUAAACUUGUCUUACACUCUUUUAAACAACUAUAAUUCGUGUUGUAUUGACCCCUAAGCCUUUCUUGUCCUAUUUCAGAGUUGUUGUGAACCAAAAUUGAGGUUUACUUUGAUACAAUGCGUGCACUGAAGAGUACAACAUUUGUAAAUAAUACUCAGGGUACAACCAGUAAGACUAUAUUAUGGCCUCACACAAAGUAGGCUUUGGUUAAGUUCACUUACCUUUAAGUUAUGAAUGCAAAUAGAAAGAAGCCUGACUAAAGCCCUGAAGGGCUCUUUGCUUCCCAAGGGCUCCCUAUAGAAUCCUUAUUGGGCUCACUUAGGGAUCACUUUAUAGUCAAGGCCAAGGCAUGAGACAGGUCAUCUUUCUUCUUAGAGAAGCUGGGUUUAACCUUUGGCAUAUCUAAAUGCCCUGGCUUAGAGGGAAGCCUGCUAUUCCAAGGUCUUUCAGGAUUGUGGGAUAUGUUGCAAAGUCUUGGCGUGAUGUCCUGGUCCUGUCUCUGACUAGCUAGCCUUAUAACCUUGAUCAGUAACAACAUUCUAGACCUGUUCCAUAUCUGUAGAAUGAAAGGGGAGGUGAGUUCCAGAAUUCCUUCUAGCUCUACAAGCAUGUGAUGGAUUUUCUGGUUUUCAGAGUGAACUAAUUUAAUAAACUUUGUAGGGAAAGACAAGGUUAAUGAAACUCUUAAACUGGUACUUAACUCUUUUAUAAUUCUUUUUCUAGUAAUUCUAGGUACUUGAGUUCCUGCCAUAUACCCUCCGUAGUUAUGUGGCUGUAAAAAUUAUAAAUAGAAUGAAAUUUUAAAAGGUUAUUCCUCAGCAGCUCUCCACAGGAAAAGGAGAGUUGAAGGUCAGAGAGAAGUGCGUAGAAAUGAAAGGUUAGGAGACACCUACAGUUGCGCACUUCUUAGACCUUUCUCAAUAACCAUGGUGGUAUCUCUACCCCUGUUGCCCUCGUCUAUCAUAUUUUAUAAGUUUACUUGACUCAGUACUUUGGCAGGCAAAUCAGAGUACAAAAUUGAUACUUUCUGUUCCUACUUAAAGCAGAGCAUUAACCUCUACCAGACUAGGUAAUUUGGAUUUUUCAGUAUUUGAUGACUACUCAGCUCAUUUUAAGGAUUUCAUGUUAAGCCCUUGUGUUGAAGGGUUACUAAAUGGCAAAAGCUGUAAAGUCAGCUAUUUCUAAAUAAAGUUGUAAACAUAAUAGCAUUAGGGAAAUGGGAAGCGAAACACUGUAGGUUUUUGUGACUCGGCCUUACUUGUUCUUUCAAGGACAAUGAAUAGGAAACCAGAGAACGAGCUUCCUUUUUGGUAAGAUUUACGAUAGUGGUGUCAUGGUGUCAGAUGGUAUGGCCUCACAUUUUUUGAUCACUUUUGACCAGAGAUCUGUCCCUGUCACAUGUUUUCUUCCCUUGAUCUAGGUAUCUUGUCUCAGGGAGAAAUAGAGGCAGAGAGAAUUUGUGGAGGCUUAAGAGAGAAAGUAACCUGGGUGAGGUUGUCCACAUGAAAUGAAGCAGAGCUCUCAGCAGACGUAUUGGCCCAGGUGUCUGGAGCAAUAGAGCCUUCUUUGUUGAGCUGGAUUUAAAGUGCAAAUUCUUUGUUCUUCCCUUAGGAAGAGUUAGGCAGGAAUUGAAACUUCCUACCAUCCCAGAAAAGAGGUGGCUGAACUGCCUUUUUGGAAAGGAUUAAGUGACACACUUAUCUAGAGUCAGUUCUAGCUUCGUCUCCUUGCUGAAGACAGCUGGUAUGGCUGGUACUAAAGGAAGAGGCUGUGGGUGUCUGUAAAGGGCUGCUGGGAUUUCUUUUAGGUGCGGAUACCUCUUAUUGAAUGUCAUGAGGAGCAAUGACAAAUGAACCAGCUUUGGGCACACUUAGGGUUGCUGCCAUCCUGCUCUUGUAGAUCUCAAGUCAAAAAUUGUCAUAUCAAAAAGUUAACUCUUCUAGGAAUGUUGAUCAAAUUCUCCUCAAGUUUGGGCAUUUGGUAGCGUUAGGGAUCCAUAAGGCAAAAGUUGGACCAACCGCACCAACCCCACCAACCCCACCAACCGCACCACAAGAGGCAAAACGUUAAAGGCAUCUGAGCAGUUUCAGUGCCAAAGUAACGGCUAUAAUGUGAAGCUGCCCUUAUCAUAUUGGAAAUAUAUUUGUGGUUGUCGUUGUUGGGUGCCGUCGAGUUGAUUCUGACUCAUAGUGACCCCAUGUGACAGAGUAGAACCUGCCCCACAGGGUUUAUGGGAGCGGAUCAUCAGAUCUUUUCUCCCAUGGAGCUGCUGGUGUUUUGAACCACCAACCUUUUGGUUAGCAACCAAGUGCCUAACCAUCCACCCCCGAGGCUCCUUUACGUAGAUACAGAUAAUUCAAUAGGACAUAGAAAACAAUGAAGAAGAAAAGGAGGUAGUGUUGACAAAACAUUAAAAAAUCUGUACCAUUAUUCAACCUCUCAGGAUGGCUCUAGAAAGAAAAUGUGUUAGAGAGUUGAAGAAUCUACCUUUCACAAAAGGGUUCUGGUGGACUGAGAAAAUGUGAUUAAAACUGAGCUCUUCUCCUCACGUUCUGCCCACCCUCUUUUUCUCUCCUUCUCCUACCUCUCUCACUUCCUCUUCAUCGCCCCCCAACCCCAUUUUGGGCUUUUCUGGCCACUGAACAAAAGACUUGGUACCUGCCUUCAAGGACCUUCUAAAACUCAGGAGAGAGAAGAAGCAUAAAUAGUAAGUAGGGCAGAGAAGGGUAGACGCUAAUAAGGUACAGAGAGUGCGCUUGAGCACAGGAGAGAUCUGAGGAGCUGCAGGGAUGCUUCCUUCACUGGAGCAGGAUCUUCAAGUUUGAGUAAUGUCUUUAAAUAUACGGUUUUUUAAAAUUUUAUUUGUAGAGAAGGAAAGUAUCCAGGGGGACAAGACAGCACGUACAACGGUAUAGAGAUGCUUGACUGGUGUGUUGGGCGCAUGAAUUGGAAACGUCAGCUGGGGCCAGAUUACAUGCCACAUGAGACGUCUGGACUUCAUUCUCUAGGUUGUGGAACUAGUGAAGGUUCUCAGAGACUUGGCACUAUUAUAACCUGCUUUUACGAAGAUAAUUUUAGGUUAGAAUGGAGAAUAAAUUGGAGAGAGAGAGAGGUGAUGGAGGCAGGGAGAUCACUUGGAGCUAUUGCAGAAAGUCAGGUGAGAUAAAGUCAUGAGCUAAGCUGGUGGGAUAGGAGAGCGGGGUACAUAAUCAGACCCUCUUAUGUGUCUCUUAAAACACACACAGUAUAGUUUCCCUAUCAAAUAAUUGCUUUCAUUUUUUCUUGAACCAGUACAUAUGAGGAGAUUAUGGGUUUUUUGUUUGUAAAAUCACCCCCAAGGAAUCACCAGAGAGACAAACUAGGGAAGCUUAUACACCCCCGUGCCCCAGUUGAUAAUGGUAUUCAUUAUUCAGAGCUUAAAACCCCUGGGUCCCAACUCUCUUUCUUCCAUUAUUUUGUGGUGCUUCUUCCCACUUUUUGCUUUUAUGUGCUUGGUUUGCUUUCUGUUUGGACAGUGUUGUGAUCUUUGCUCUUUGAAGGCAGUACAUGCGGCUAGGUGGUUUCUUUUGUACCAGACCUCUGGUAUACAUUUAGCUUAGCUCAGCGGUUCACAAAAAGUGGUCCCCAAUCUGGGUCAAGGGAAUAGGAGCAAUCUUUACUCUUCUGAAAACUUUUAAGUUUGAAAUUACUUCCAAAUAAAAGUCUUAGGAAAAAAAAAAAAGUGGUCCCAGCUCAUCCAUGUCAGCAUCACCUGAGAACUUGUUAGAAAUGCAUGUUCUCAGGCCCCAUCCCAAACGACUGAGUCAGAAGCUGAAGGCGGGGGUGGGGUGGGGGCACACAGCAUCUGCACUUUAACAAGCCGUUGCCGGCGACGACUGCGAUGCAUCGUCAAGCCUGAGAACCACUGGUUUAGUCUGACUUCAGGUUACUGCCUCUGCCCUGUGUGCUCAUGAGUAUCCUCUCUGGUAUGUUUUCGAGUCUGAAGACAUCUCCCAACACUUAGCAUACUUCCCAGGAGGCAGGCUUAGGGAGUCAUGUGGCAGUGGGAACUGGUGACAGGAAAAGACACACAGUAAGAACAAGGAGAAAGCAAAAGGCAAGGGACAAUCAGUUGAAGAAAGAGAAGAUCAGGGAGGGGAGAAGAAGGAGCAGUGUGUGGUGGGGAGUGGUUCACUUCCCCCAAGAGACGCAACCACUUCUGUCCAAGUUGUCUGUAAUCAAAUCACUCACUUUAUAGGCAGCUUUUGUCAUCUCAAAUCCAUUUUGGAAGUCCAUGGAAUAAGCACCAAAUUAUAAUAGUAAUUCUUUUGAUUAUUUGUUGUAUAUUGUUGGGUGUUUUGCUGCUUCUUAAGUAGAGCUACAUUUAGCUUUUAGUCCCUGUGUUGUUCAAAAUUGGCAUGUAAAGAACUUAAACCAAACUUGGGGAAAAUACCUGUUCUCUUCAGAUUCAGACAGCAGAGAGGAGUUCUCUGUGUUCUCUUCAGAGCCAGCAGGUUCAGGCAGGGGUGCUUUCUGGGUAGACUUGGUUUUAUCUUCUGUAAAUGGGCAUCGAGCUUCACAGGAGUAAACAAAUUCAUUAGCUGUUCCCUGAAGGUUAAGGGUGUGUGUGUGUGUGUGUGUGUGUUUGUGUGUUGGGAGAAUGUAAGUAAUCCAACUAUCUUUUCAUUUUAAAUUAAGGAUCUUUGAUUUGUAAGGUGCCAAGAUUAUUUGAUGAGGUUUUUAAGAAGGUAUAUUUUGACCAAAUAUGUAUUUGACAUAUCAGUGAGCAUCUGCAAAAUGUUUAGAUAACUUGCGUUGUCAGCAGGUGGGGUUCAUUGUCAGCAGUGGCUUCAUGUGCCCAGACGCUCUCGCUGUGCUCAGCCUCGGUGGUAACGUGCCGUCCUUUUGAAAAAUGACACUGUUGCCUAAACCACCAUUCGCAGCACGUGCUUUGCAUUUUUUUCCAGUGGUGAUGGGAGGUUCCCACUAACCUGUUACCCUCACCCACUUAUGACCAGAGGCACACCCAGGUGGUCCUGGUUAGGAGGUACAUUACCUGAUGGACAGCAACUAUCGGUUUUGCCCUGAAGAGGGUCAAACCCGCCAGCUGGUAAAUGUCCUUUGGGGCUAUUUCCCCAAGUCUUCUGACUGCAUGGUGAGAGAUCUUUCCACCCCGACAGAGUCCAUCUCUCAGUCUCUCUUGUGGAUAUAACCCUCUUUAAAGUGUCAGACCACAAGCCACUCUUGACCAACAUUCGAUCUUGGAUAGAGGGGAGGCUGGUUAGAGUUUGAUAUUUGGAGGAAUCAUGCUGCCCGCUUUUUAUACUCAUUCACCCCUUACGUCAAGCCCUAAACUUCUCAGUUCAACCCGCCCCUCCUGGGCCAUUCCCCCACCCCAUGUGACUGAGCAGGACCUGAAGCCUCUCUCAGGGUGGUAUCACCUUAGCAUCAAAAGCCACCACAAAACACAGGCUCCCUUUCCUACUUCUGUGAGUAGAACUCUCUGAUCACACCUUUCUUGAUUGCAAGGAUCCCCUCUAGACCAGAGCUUCUGGGUCUCACCCUCUCCUUUCCAUUGUCCUCGCUGGCGCUGGUGAAUCUUGGCACCCAGAGAGCAGAAACCCGCAGCCAUCCUGACGUUGCCGCUCGCUGUUGCUCUGCCACAGAUUUCGGCUACACCCCGUAGCCUCUCUCCUCUGUGGGUUGUCAUGGUUUGAGGGACAGGAGGGGAGUGCAGUUGCUGCCUGCUGCAUCUGUCUCCUUCUGAAUCAACCACCCCCGCUCCCCAGGUGCCAGAACAACUCGCUGGGUUAGAAUGCUCCCCAUCUCUGCCUCUCCCACCCACCUGCCUGCCGUUGCAGCAUUGGUAGCAGCCUUCCAACGAGCCUUUUGUCGUGGAAGCGCUGAACCCAUGGCAGGGAGAUUACCAAGAGACUCUUCCACAAUCUGCCUGCCCUCCCCUUGCUCCCUCUCUUUCUUUCCUUCCUUUGUCUCCUUCAGUAGCUGGGGUCAGAGUCCCUCGCCAGACUGAGAACAUGGUUGCUAUUCCAGGACCCAGAUGUCAAUAUGUGGCAGCAUCUGGCUUAUUGGCAAGCAUCGCUGGCAGUUGUGCUGGCUGCUUCUAGGCCUGUCAUGUGGCUGAGCCUGCUGAGGGGGGCCCUGUCAGAAAACGGGGUUUCUUUGAGAAUAUGGUUUCAACCAAGGAGCCCACCAGAAAACAAUGAGCCUCACUGAGAGGACAUGAAUUAUUGGGCAGGGUGACUGCAGACAGUAGCUUUGAUGCUGAUUCUGGGCCUGUUUUGCAAAAAUCCCUGUUUCAUGUUGUUGGCGCGGGCUCCUCACGCAACCUUACCUUCUUGUGCUGUUCGUGUUUCAGGUGCCUUAAGGCAUGGAGCUCCUUGAAAGAGAAACACAAAUCAGUAAAAAUGUGGAGAUAAAACCCUGCUCCUCAGAGGCGCCUGUUUGGCACAGGGAGUGCAUGAUAACAGCUUGCUUUAGAAAGGUGACAUUUCUGCUGAAGGCUGAAUAAUAAAAAAUGCAUUCUGAAAGCUCAGCUCUUCAUGUCUUCUGAUGGUUGACUUUUGGAGUGAAGGCCAUUUCUUCAGUGGGAAGGGUCUUUUUUGAGGCUAGCUCUGCAGCCCCCAAACAUGGCAAGUUAACUCUUGUCAUAACUGAUGAGGCUGAGGGGCUGUUGGCUUAAAUUAAUUAUCACAUAGUAGGGCUUUUUAACCUUUUUUUCAAGAUGCAAACAGUGCUCAGAACGUGUCCAGCUCUGUCCUAGGUGCUGAGGGACAGAGACAAAGAUGAAGAGCAUGUGGUUCCUGCCCCUAAGGACUCGGGUCGCUGAUGACCAGGUGAAGUAUGCUUCCAUAAUGUAGUGUCUUCUCUACAACCUGUGCAGUUGGACAGGGUGAGUGAUAUGCUCUGUGUUUUACAAAUGGAGAAACUAAAGCCCAGAGAUGUGAUGGGAUUGUUUCACUACAGGUUAUAAACUCCUGAGGGCAGGAGCUGAGUCUUUAACUUUUUGCAGCUCUUUUCUUAGUUAGUAGCCCCUACUCACCCAUUUCCCCCUUUCCCCACAUCUCCCCUCCCAAACACACACACACACACC
Loxodonta africana (African savanna elephant) is the source of this 13588-nucleotide messenger RNA. RefSeq names its product ribosomal protein S6 kinase C1 (gene RPS6KC1). The record is from RefSeq and is a predicted model, not a curated record. Bases 1306 to 3972 code for a protein of 888 amino acids. The transcript has 11 exons. Gene Ontology annotation, cellular component: early endosome. Gene Ontology annotation, biological process: protein phosphorylation. NCBI's taxonomy places the organism in Eukaryota, Metazoa, Chordata, Mammalia, Proboscidea, Elephantidae. Gene Ontology annotation, molecular function: ATP binding; protein kinase activity; phosphatidylinositol binding.